UUUCGACGGAACCGUCGCAGGUUGGAUGCGCGGCACCCUGUCAUGUACCUUGACCCGAGAACCCGAACAUGGCGGUUGCGGUUUGGUGGGUGUCACGAGGCAAGGGAGGUUGAUUCCGAGCAGCCGGGGACCAGCUCGCUGACUAAGGACCUUGGCCCCGAGCGGGUCUCGACUUCCGGGCGUCCGUAUGUUCAGGAAGGAUCGGUGUCGGAGGCGGAGUACCCUCUCGCCGCGGCCAAGCACUCUUCGAUCGGUUUUUCUGACUUCUGGGAGUGGAAUAUCACUGGCGCAGCGAAUCGGUGUCGGAAAGCUGGCUGGUGACGGAGUCGACGUUUCUCGUCGUGACGGCCCUUACCGAGCGACUCCGCUCGCCAGCGUUAUCUUUUCGGCGCUUGACGGCGGAGUCGUCGGGUUAGAGAGGACCGCGUGUCCUGCGAGUGCGCGUGCGCGCCGACUCAGCGCGUGCGAUGACUCGGCGCGUCUCCUCUGACGGUGUUCGUCGCCAGGCGGUAUUACGGUGUUUAAGUCUUAAAAACGGGUACCCGAGAAUAGCCAAAUUAACAACGAUUCGAAUGUUUCAACCGUGGCUUUGGAUUGAUUGGCUGUAUUAUUUAACGCCUGCAGGAAGACAAUAUAAAUCAACACUUAAAAUAGUGCAUGAAUUUGCUGAUGAGGUGAUAAAAAAGAAAAAGCUGGAACAACAUUCAAAAACUGACCUAAUCAAACUUAAAAAUAAGGAUAAUGACAUAGGUAAGAAGAAGAAGACAACGUUUCUAGAUGUAUUAUUAGAAGAAAAUGCGAAAAACGACACUCCUAUGAGUGAUAAUGAGUUGAGAGCGCAUGUCGAUACGAUUAUGAGUGCGGGACACGGCACAACUGCAGUAGCUGUAUGUUGGACACUCUUUCUCUUAGGCAAUAAUCCCGAUCACCAGGAAAAAGUUCACGAAGAACUCGAAGAGGUUUUCAGAGAUUCAGAGACACCAGCCACUAAAGAGCAGCUGAAUGACUUAAAGUAUCUCAGCAGAGUUAUAGACGAGACGCUUCGAAUAUUUCCGAGUGCACCUACAAUCUCGAGGAAACUAAUGAAAGAAGUAAAAUUAGAUGACCAUAUUAUCCUUCCAAAAGAUCAUGAGGUCGUAGUGCCAAUAGUGCUUGUACAUCGAAACCCAGAGGUUUGGCCGGAUCCAUUAAAGUUUGAUCCAGAUCGCUUCCUUCCAGAGAACAAAAAUAAAAAACAGUAUGCCUACAUUCCGUUCAGCUCUGGACCGAGAAGCUGUAUAGGAAAGAAAUUUGCUCUAAUCGAACUGAAAAUCUUAGUGGUUGCUAUUCUCAGAAAAUGGAAAGUAGAGAGUGAAAAAACAAUGGACACGAUCAAAUACGGUGAAAUUAUCGUUUUGGUACCCUGCGAGAAAUUACUUAUACAUUUCGUACCCAAGAAACGAUAUCAAUUUGCCAGCAAAUAAGUAUAUGCUUUCUAUAAUUUGAUUUUUAUAACUACUGUUAUUACUCUUUUACGUAUAUGUAUUUUAUACUUACAUUUUUGCUUUUGUGGUGAAUAACUAUCCGCUUUAAUAGUUAAAUAUUAAUAUAAAAAUUUUUUUUUAUUUAUAAUUAUAUAUAAAUUAUAAACAUUACAAUGCCAUUAUUGCACACACACACACACACACACACACACACACACACACCCACACAAACGCACGCACGCACGCACGCACACACGCACACAUGCAUACACGCACACACGCAAAUUAUGAUAAUGUCUAUGCGUUUGUUUGUAUUCGUGUAUAAAAAGAAAUGUAAUUAGGUUCGAUAAAAAAAUAAAUGAGACCCAAAUUUAAAAUAAUUUAUUUUGAACUGAUUAUCAUUUUACGAUAAAAGAAUGUUGCAAAAGUUAGCAAAAA
Molecule: messenger RNA, 1901 nt
Organism: Solenopsis invicta (red fire ant)
Lineage: Eukaryota; Metazoa; Arthropoda; Insecta; Hymenoptera; Formicidae
Product: cytochrome P450 4C1
Exons: 6
Coding region: 468-1463 (331 amino acids)
Molecular function (GO): monooxygenase activity; heme binding; oxidoreductase activity, acting on paired donors, with incorporation or reduction of molecular oxygen
Source: RefSeq, a predicted model, not a curated record